Messenger RNA from Paramecium sonneborni, 1290 nucleotides. The record is from the annotation of a GenBank genome assembly. Lineage: Eukaryota; Ciliophora; Oligohymenophorea; Peniculida; Parameciidae.
AUGUUUUAAGAUCUUAUAUUUACUUGCGAUGUAAGCAAUUUAAAAAACAAUUUGCCAAGACUUUUAUGUUUGUACAACUCAAAGUUAGUGAUUGGCAAAUAAAUAUUAAAUUAGAACAAAAAUGAACUUACAUAUGAAUUAAGAGAGAGAUCUAUUGACUUAAGUUCCUUUACAACUACAAUAAGUUGGAUAUUUUAGUAUUUAAUAUAUAUUUAAGAUUAGAGAAAAAGCAAUUUUGGGGUUUAAAGUUUCAUAUUAUUGCUAUGUUUAGAAUGCUUAAAAGUCAUUGAAUUAUUUGGGGGCAGCAGAUAAGAUGAAACAGUUAAAGAAGUUACUUGAUGGUUAAGCUUUGUACACUGACUUUAAUAAAGAUUAUUUAUUCACCAGUUGUUUAGUAUAAAAAGAGGACUUAGAGGUAUUAUUAUAUUUAACUUAUUAUUUUAGAUUUCUAAAUAUUUGCAAGUCGAGACCGGAGAAAUAAAAUUGAUUAAAAAAGUGAAAAUAAAGAUUAAUUAAUAAGUAUGAGUAUAUAAUUUAUUUAAGUUAAAACUCUAGCAGGAAAUUAAAAUUGUUUUGGCACUUAAUUACUAAAGGCAUAAAAAUAUCCUAGAGAUUGAUGAAAUUUAUAAGGAAUAAGAAGAAGUAAUAUUUAUUAUGAAGUACUGCAGAGGAGGAACUCUUUAUAAUUAUUUAAUGAAAAGAAAUUACUAAUUAGAAUAAACAGAAAUAAAAUUGAUUAUGAAGAAAUUACUUAAGGGAGUGAAACAUAUGCAUAAAUUAGGAAUUAUUCAUAGAGAUCUAAAAUUAGAUAAUGUGGUUUUUGAAUAGGAAAAUAAUAUAAAAUCAAUUAAAAUCAUAGAUUUUGGAUUUGCUGUAGAAUUAGGUUAUUAAAAUUUAGUUAGAUGUGGUACACCUGGAUACAUGGCUCCAGAAAUUUUAAAUUAAGAAGAUUAUAAUGAAUUAGUUGAUAUUUAUAGUUUAGGAAGCAUAUUUCAUUCUCUAUUGUCAGGUUAAAAAUUGUAUUCAGAAUAUUAAGAUAAGGAUCAUUUAAUACUUUUGAACAAGUUAAAUAAAUUUAGAGUUUCUACUAAGAUCAUAAAUACAGAAUAAAGAUAACUACUUCUUUUGAUGAUAGGACAUAAGAAGCAUCGGCCUUCAGCUUCAUUUUGUUUGAAUCAUUAAUUUUUUAAAAAGAAAUGUGAAAUAUCUCAUCCAAUAGAAAAUUAAGUAAAGCAAUUAUGUUUUCCAAAUCUAAAAAAUCCUUUUAGAAAACAAUCUUUAAUUGGUUGA